UAAAUAUGUCGAUUAUGAGAGAAAAGCAUGAGAUUGUGAGACAAAUAUGAGUGGAACUCGAGUUUUCAGAACGGCGCAACCUAUCGUUGCGAUAACGUGUGCUCAUAUAAUUAAUUUCAAUCUCAUCGAUACUAGUCCACACAACACUGCCACACACGUCCUCAUCCACGUGCACAUCGUAAAGAGAUUCAUGUGCACCUUAUAUAAGCUACGCGACAGCUUGAUCGGUUUGCAUUGUUGUCGGAGCGAACUGCAUCGUCUCGCGAGUGACUUGCGCGAAUUAUGGCACUGACAAUGUCAUCUCAGUUCGUAAUAUGGGGAAUCGGAUGCACUUUGACCAUGCUGCUUGUGUUAUCCGUGCAGGCGAUCGACUAUGAAGUUCAUAGACACGACGUAACACCGAUGAAAUUGAACGGCAAGAUAAUCUUAACGAAUCGUGAUCUUCUCGAGCAACUAAAUCUUGUCGCACCGAAAGAGAGUUACACAUUACAAGAGGGCACAGAGCGACUGCUGUACUUUGGUGCACUUCUGCGAAUGCGCCUCCUGGAUAUUUUCGGCAACCUUUUGUACAUCUAUUACGACGACUUCAGUAUAGUGGAAGUGCAAGCGUUGCACAAGGUCUAUCAAGAGAUCUUCGAACGACGAUACGAUAUAUUCAACCUGGUCCCCGCGAUUCUGUGGAACCCGGACACAAGACCGUCGAAGAUCUGCGCCAGAAUUUACACUCAUGCAGAGCCCUGCCUGAAGAGUAGCGCCAGCGUAUGUCGAAGGAUCAGACCGCAGCACGAUCUUCCGCAUCCCGACGAUCUUAGCACGUCCGCUUUGAACGUUACGCAUUUGGCGUACCGUUUGUCCAAGAUAUCGAGGCAAUACCUCGGAGGAUUUUCCUUAGCGGCCUUAUUAAAGCAUCUACAGCGAGAAAUGCUGACGAUUACGCCCGAUCUGUUAUCCGGACUUCUUUACAAUGUAAAAUAUGAUUAUUUUGAUGAUGACGUUCGUCUCGCCGAGAGAGAGCUCGUGCAAUUUCUUCGCAAGCUCGCACAUACCACUGAAAUUUCGAUACCAUUGCCGACAGCGGAAUUAAAGAAAUUUCGAAGUGUGAAUUCCUUCCUCAAGUAUUAUGUCAACAUAUACGCUGAGAAACUCUCGGACGAUAAUCUGAAGAGACACGCGUUCCUAAUCGCGAAACGCAUCGUCGACGACAUCGGCACGAUCGAUGAGAAUAUUUAUUUACUUGGUAACGUCUAUGAGAAUAGAACGAUUCACAUCAAGUAUCUGUUUGAUCUUGUGUUGCCCGACGAUCUACUCGACAAUGAUGUCAUCGAUGCUAAGAAAUAUUUGGUGAAGAAAUUAAACGAAUUUGACGUGGUGGAGAAACACCUCAAGGUGCAAAAGUAUCAGCAGGCCACACCGGUUCAGUUGACGAUGGAGAUCACCGGACAGCUGAAGGAUAUCGACUUCGCCAAGAGUAUUGCGAUAUCUCUGCGAAUACACGCGAGAUUUUGGCGCAGAAGUCAUAUGAUCGAGAGUCUCGGUGAGCUGUUAGAGCUGUUCGACGCCUACGAAAAUCUACGACAAGUGCCGCUCUACGAGGACCUGAUGAAAAAGAUCGACAUUAUCAAGGAAAAUCUGGGGGAUAUGAAGGACAUCCCCGUUGAGAUUCUCUGCAACGCUCCACGAGCUUGUCUACAAAUAGGUCUGCAGUUGGUUUUAUACUGCAAAUAUGUCAGUUUUGAAGUCAAGGAGCUCAUUAAGGAGUUCUUUCAAUUGAGCAAUAUGUGUGUGAUUCCCGUAUACGUAACGCAAGAAUCGAGACGUACCGUGGAUAUCCCUUUCAAGAUAUCGGAAACACGCUUUUCAAAAAUUGCAAACAUAGGCGCCAUGUGGAGUACCGAGAGAAAAACAACGGGUAUUAAAUCCACCAGCGAAGCGACGAUUCGAACUAGCACAAUUGACGAAAGCUCUAGCGAGAGCGAAAGUUCAGAGAGUUCUGAAGAAACUACGGAGUCGCUUGAAAUAUCUAAAGAGUCUAGCGAAUCUAUCGAAGUUUCUACAGAGUCCGAAACGGAAAAGAGUACGAAAUUUAUGAACAUGACUAUUGUGACAACUGAACAUGCGAUGCCUAUUUCGACAACGACAGUAAUAGAUGAGACAUCAACAAUCCAAGAAGAGACAUCCACGGCCGCAACAAGUACAACAGCUGCGACAACUACAGUGUUACCUACGACAACGACACUACCUACAACGAUUACAACAUUGCCUGCAGUAAUUACAACGUUACUGAGCACAACAACGUUGCCUACAACAAUUACUACAAUAUUGCCUACAGUGAUUACAACUACUACUACAUCACCUACGAUUACUACAACAUUACCUACGACGACUACUGCAGAAUUAUCUACAACAACAACUACAACAUCACCUACAACGACUACAACAUCGCCCACAACGACUACAACAUUGCCUACAACGACUACAAUAUUGCCUACAACGACUACUACAACAUUGCCUAUAACGACUACUACGACAUUGCCUACGACUACUACAACAUCACCUACAACGACUACUACAGAAUCACCUACAACGACUACUACAGAAUCACCUACAACGACUACUACAGAAUCACCUACAACGACUACUACAGAAUCACCUACAACGACUACUACAGAAUCACCUACAACGACUACUACAUCACCUACAACGACCACAAUACCUACAACAACUACUGCGUUGCCAACGACAAUUACUACAACUACCACAACAUUACCCACGACCAUUACUUCUACAUUAUUGACAACGGAUACUACGACAGCAAGAGCAGUGGUACCAGUCGACAUGAAAUGGGAGAUGAAGAAGAAAAAUAUAUUUACGUUGGAUAUCCAUAAGGAAACUACGGAGAGUACAACUGCUUCGACGAUACCUUGCGAGUCUAAUGAAUGCUCCAGCGAGCAAAGUACGGAGAAAACUAGCGAGGAAAUGACGACAACUACGCAGACUUCUACUCUCGAAUCUACUCAAACAUCUCCAGAGUCGUCGACCAUUGAAACGACAGUGACGGAAUUGAGUGGAACGCCAAUCACAAAAGAAGCCUGCAUAUCCAAGAGCGAAAGCACCGAGGAAUCAGGAAUGUCCUGCGAAACAAGCUGCGACUCUGAGGUGAAGGACUGUGAUAAAGACACCUCUGAAAAAGUAGAGAAUCACACCGUCAAGUGUUCCAAAGUGCGCUGCAAGGAGAAGUCCGCAGAGAUCUCUUCGGAAUGCGAGACGGAGACCGACAAGAGUUGCGAUUGCGUUUCCAAAGAAGAAAAAAGCGCAGGCUGUGUAACGUUGUGUUCCUCGGAGUUGGAGAGUUCGUCGUGCGAGGAGAGGCAGACUGAUUGCUUGAAGUCGGAAAUGCCGACAAUUAAUAUGAAACUCGAGCGCACUCGAAAGCGAGGCUUAUGCGAGAUUCGGGAUCCUCAUCAUCGGCGCCAGAUGAAGCGACUGGCGAAGAUGAAGGCGAUCAGUUCUGUCAUCGCGACGUCGCACGCCGAUAUUCUCGGGUCAAAAACAUCGAAACAUCGAAAUCGGAUCGCGAGCAAAAAGCUGUACAAUCUAUUAGUCGCCAAGCUAGCUGACGCCAAGGAUGAGAAAUCCAGUAGGAUAGCGGAAUACUUGCUGAAGAGACCUUUCAGCAGACCGAGCAAAAUUGAAGGCGCGAGUUGGAAACGUCGCAAGCAACAGGAAAAAGUUUACAGAUUAAGAAGGAGACUGGCUAGAAAACUCAGUAGAAAAUUAACCGGAAGGACGUCGAUGCAUCGAUCGAGGAGUACAAAGGUUCAUCAGGGUCGAGAGAUCGAGAGGAUAUCCAGAGACGCGAAAUCGAUCAACGCGGCGGCGGAUAAAAAUGUGGUACAAAAUUGGAAUCUGUCGAUUUAAAAUUUAAAAUUACGCAUUACUUUUAUUAAGAAUAUUAUAGCAUUAUGUUAUUAUAUAAACGAUUGGUAUCGAGCGUAUAUUAUUACUAUUCGCCAUAUACUGCGUUUUAUCUUGAAUAUUCCGUCCUACUUAUCCGAUCAGAUAUGAAAAAUAUUGAGAGAAACGUAACGAAAUUCAUUCUCUUUAUUUCGAAGGAAGUAAUU
Molecule: messenger RNA, 4121 nt
Organism: Nylanderia fulva
Lineage: Eukaryota; Metazoa; Arthropoda; Insecta; Hymenoptera; Formicidae
Source: RefSeq, a predicted model, not a curated record